Messenger RNA from Acanthosepion pharaonis, 3258 nucleotides. Lineage: Eukaryota; Metazoa; Mollusca; Cephalopoda; Sepiida; Sepiidae. The record is from the annotation of a GenBank genome assembly.
AUGCCCUUUAUUUAUCACAUUCCUUGUUGUUUUUAUCCAUUUAUUAUACAUUUAUUUGCUUUCAUAAUUCACUGUCAAUUCCACAAUCUAAUAGAAUCCAUCAUCUUUUUUAAAGAGAAAAGCAGACAUAUUCUUUUAUUUUUUCUUCCUCAUCUUGCCCGGUCCAUAUUUUUUUCCAUCUCUUUCUUCUUUUUCACUUUUAUUCAUUUUCUUCGACUUCCUUUCUUUCUCUCUCAUCUUGCCCUAUUCCCUUGUUGUUCCUCGUCUUCUUGUUCUUUUUAUACCUUUUUUUUCUCCCUUUUUACGCCAUUUGUGUACAUUGUUCUCUUUUUCUCAAUUCUAUCUUCUUUAUACGAUUUGUUAGUUUUUUACUUAUUCCUUUUCUUCAUUUCUUUUACUUCUCAUUUAUUUUGUCAUUCCCCCUCACACUUCUUUUUGUUUCUCCUCUUCUCGGCAGGGUUAAGAGUUUAUCUUUCUUCUCCUCUUAUUCUAAUGCAUCCUUUUCUUUACCUUCAUCUUCUAUCUUUCUUUUAUCUUCGUUUACUUCUUUCCUUUCUUUUCUUUUUCCUAUUUACUUCAUUUUUCUUCUCUUGCAUCUUGUCUUUUCAUCCCUCCUCUUUCAUUUUUUCCAACUUUUAUUUGUUUUUUUUUCUUCCCAUUCUUCUUUUCCCUCUACUUAAUACCUCUUCUUCUCUCACAUCGCUUCUUUUUCUCACUCCGACUUACAUAAUAUUUCCUUUUUCCUUUUUUUUUCUUUCCAUCUGUAAUUUCUUUUUCCCUUUUCUUCUUUACCCUCCACUUUAUUCCUCUUUUUUCUCUCCCUCAUCUUCUCUUUUCCUCACUGAGAUUUCAUAUUCCAUAAGGGAGAAAAAUAAGUAUAAAUAUUUCUCUUUCUUCCUCAUCUGGUCUUUUCUUCUCUCAGCUUUCAUAGUUCAUUUUACUUUUCAUAUUUCAUUUCGUUUUACUUUCUUCUUUUUCCUCUUCCUUACACAUCAACCUUUUUUUUUUUACAAAUUCAGCAUUCAUCUUUCUUUUCUCAUCUCUCUCAACUUGAUCAACCAUCCAUCGUCACCGACAAUUCUACAACCCGGCAGUCGACCAGCUACCGCCGCAGACAACUCUACAACCCGGCAGUCCAACAACCCGGCAGUCGACCAGAUACCGCGGCUGACAGCUCUACAACCUGGCAGUCGACCAUCUACCGCCGUGGACAAUUCCACAAAGCGGCAGUCAACCAGCAAUCAUGACCGACAAAACUACAACACGGCAGUCGAUCAGCUACCGCCGCCGACAACUCUACAAAGCGGCAGUCGACCAGCUACCGCCGCCGACAACUCUACAAAGCGGCAGUCGAUCAGCUACCGUCGCCGACAACUCUACAAAGCGGCACCACCGUCAACGAUAUCACUACAACCCGACAGUCGACCAUCUACCGCUGACGACAUCUCUACAAACCGGCAGACAACCAGCUGCCGCCGCCGACAAUUCUACAACCCGGCAGUAGACAAACUACCGCCGCCGACAAAUCUACAACACGGCAGUCAACCAGGCACCGUCACCGACAACACUACAACUCGGCAGUCGACAAGCUACCGCUUCCGACAACUCUACAACUCGGCAGUCGACCAGCUAACGCAACCGACAAAACUACAAACCGGCAGUCGACCAGCUAGCGCUGCCGACAAUUCUACAAAGCGGCAGUCAAACAGCCACCGUCACCGACAACUCUACAAACCGGCAGCCGACCAGCUACCGCUGCCGACAAAUCUACAACCCAGCAGUCGACCAGCUACCGGCGCCGACAAUUCUAUAACCCGGCAGUCGACAAAGCUACCGCCGCCAACAAAUCUAAAACCCGGCAGUCGACCAGAUACCGCCGCUGACAACUCUACAAAGCGGCAUCGAUCAGCUACCGCAACCGACAGCUCUACAACACGGCAGUCGAUCAGCUACCGUAACCGACAACUCUACAACCCGGCAUCCGAGCAGCUACCGUCACCGACAACUCUACAACCCGGCAGUCGACAAGCUACCGCUGCCGACAACUCUACAAACCGGCAGUCAACCAGCUACCGCCGCCGACAACUCUACAACCCGGCAGUCAACCAGCCAUCGUCGCCGACAACUCUAGAACCUUGCAGUCGACCAUCUACCGUCUCCGACAUUUCUACAACCCGGCAGUCGACCAGCUAUCGCUGUCGACAACUCUACAACCCGGCUGUCCACCAGCCACCGUCACCGAAAACUCUACAACCCGGCAGUCGACUAGCUACCGCUGCCGACACCUGUACAACCCGGCAGUCGACCACCUACCGCCGCCGACAACUCUACAAACCGGCCCUCGGCCAGCUCCCGUCGCUGACAACUCUACAACCCGGCAGUCGACCAGCCACCGUUGCCGACAAAUCUACAACCCGGCAGGCGACCAACUACCGCGGCCGACAACUCUACAACCCGGCAGUCGACCAGCACCGCCGCCGACAACUCUACGAAGCGGCAGUCAACCAGUCACCGACAACUCUACAAACCGGUAGUCGACCAGCUACCGCUACGACAACUCUACAAACCGGCAGUCGACCAGCUACCGCUGCCGAAAACUCUACAAACCGGCAGUCGACCAGCUACCGCCGCCGACAACUCUACAACCCGGCAGUCGACAAACUACCGCCGCCGACAACAAUACAACCCGGCAGUCAAGCAGCCGCCGCCGCCGACAAAUCUACAAACCAGCUGUCGACGAGCUACCGCUCCCGACAAAUCUACAACACGGCAGGCGACCAGAUACCGCCGCCGACAUCUCUAAAACCCUGUAGUCGACCAGCUACCGACGCCGACAACUCUACAACCCAGCAGUUAACCAGCCACCGUCACCGACAAAUCUACAACCCGGCAGUCGACCAUCUACCGCUGCCGACAACUCUAGAACCCGGCAGUCGAACAGCUACCACCGCCGACAACUCUACAAACCGGCAGUCGACCAGCUACCUCCGAGGACAACUCUACAACCACGUCAUCGGCCAGCUCCCGCCGCCGACAACUCAACAACCCGGCAGUCAACCAUCUACCGUCACCGACAACUCUACAACCCGGCAGUCGACCAACUGCCGACAACUCUACAACCCGGCAGUCGACCAGCUUCCGCUGCCGUCAACUCUACAACCCGGCAAUCAUCCUUGUUUCUAUUGUAAAGGUUUCUUCGGCAUUCAUCGAAAGAAGCAUAUAAGGAACAUAUUGAUUCCAGAUCACAUCAGUGUCUAG